GCCAAGCAAAGGCUCAGGUCGAGAUCAUUCUACAUAUUUUACAGAGACCCUUUUGAAUAGGAAUCGUUUGGAUCUCAAUCAAUUCAACCAUGGCGUUGCAGUGGGUGAUUCUCACUUACGUGGUGGCAGCUGAGGCAGCCAUCGCCCUUCUCUUGACCCUCCCUGCGCCGAAACUCUUGAAGAAACGUUUCGUUUCUCUCAUUUCCAUUAUUCUUCAGCCGUGCCUCUUCGUCGUCCCCUUCGCUGCUUUUCAGCUUAUGGAUCUGUAUUGGAAGAACGAACAUCGGUUGAUGUGUACCUCUGAGAUCUGCACUGCUGCUGAACGAGAUCGAUACGAGAAAUCUAUGUACAAAGCUCAAAGGAAUGCGAUUCUGUGUGUCGCAGCAUGCCUUCUUUACUGGUCAAUGUACCGCAUUUGCAAAUAUUACAAUGAGGUUCAGAGUUUGGAGGAAAUAGAAAAGAGAUACAAGGAUAAGUAAACUUCCCAACUGAGCCCAUCUUUUAAAUUUAGUGUAGAUGAAUGUGUCGAUUUAUAGUAAACUUUGAAUCGAAAAUCGACACCACCUUCAGGAAUUGUCACUAAUUCUAUGUUUUUGUGUUUUUGUGUGUUUGUGUACUGUUUCUCUCGCGGACUGUUUUUUGUUGUAGCUCUAAAACUACUGGAGCCUGUUAUAAAUGACGCUAGAGCAUGAAUUUAAUUUACAUUAUUCUUCCUUA
This is a messenger RNA of Mangifera indica (mango), 717 nucleotides long. RefSeq lists its product as uncharacterized. Gene Ontology annotation, biological process: endoplasmic reticulum to Golgi vesicle-mediated transport; intracellular protein transport. Lineage: Eukaryota; Viridiplantae; Streptophyta; Magnoliopsida; Sapindales; Anacardiaceae. Gene Ontology annotation, cellular component: endoplasmic reticulum; endoplasmic reticulum membrane. The transcript is spliced from 4 exons. The coding region runs from base 90 to 479 and encodes 129 amino acids. The record is from RefSeq and is a predicted model, not a curated record.